CCCUCCCUCUUUCUGUGGACGGUCUGUAACCGAAGCAGUUCCUCAAAAGGAGAAAGAAAACCCUGUCACUUCUGAUCAGACAAAUCGAACAGCAGAGGAGUUGAGGCAUAACUUUCACCACAACGUGGAUUCAGCUUCAGAACUUCAUUAAGCAGAGAGCUUUGGCAGAGGCAGCGGACAACAUGGAGGUAAAAGAAGCAGCCUCAGUGAAACCCAUCGAUCAGUCCCCCUCUCUGUGUGCUGGUGAGCAGGACUAUGUUGACAGGAGGAAAAGGGUCGUUCUGGAGUCACUCAACAGCCAUAAAGGGACUGGGUUCCCCACAUCGCUCUGCUGCCAUCAGGUGGGGGUCAGAGGGCAGCCGUGGGUCUGAUGGGUUCCCUCUCUCAAAUGGAAAAGGAUGGUCUGCUGGACCCUCUGCUUUACAUGGGAGCAGUCUCUGGGUCAACGUGGUCCAUGUCCACCCUGUACAGUGACCCGCAGUGGAGCGGCAACAUGGACAAAGCAGUGUCCACGAUGACAGGUCCUGGGGUCGAGCUGGAGCAGGCUCUGGCCUGGUUGGACAAGAGGUCAAAGGAGGAGCUUUUCUCUCUGUCUGAUAUCUGGGGGGUGUUAACCUCUGUUGGGAUCAUGAAACAGAUGGACUUGCGGCAUCUUUCCGACGAGGCCAGCAGGAAUGCCACAAACCCUUACCCCAUCUACAGCACCAUAGAGAAGGGCUGCCUUUUAGAUGGGCCUACAGAAGGGAAAUGGUUUGAGGUGAGUCCUCAUGAGGCUGGAUUCACAGAGCUGGGUGUCUUUGUUGAAACGUCUCUCCUGGGCAGUAAGUUUCAGAGCGGAGAGCUGCAGGAGCAGAAGACAGAGAUGGACAUGAUCGAGCUACAAGGUGUUCUGGGUUGUGCGUUGGCUCAUGACGAGGUUAUCAGAGAGUUCAUCCCUCCCUGGUUGAAUGACAGAGAUGCUGACGAGUACUUGCGUGUAUACAACACCCUUGACAAACUGGUGGCCCUGAUCAGAAGUUCCACAAAGGAUCCUACCACUCUUUCUGAGCUGAACACGCUGCAGAAAAUACUAGAAGACAAGGUAAAUUGUAUUCUUUCUGCGUUGCUGGAGUCAAAGAAUAUGGAGGAAAGAAAAACGAUUUUUCAUCAUUUGAGUCAGGAGCUCCUGGCGGUAGUAGACACCUGGAGCCAAAGAUUGGGGAAUGUCGCUGUAAUCCUUAAGCAAGUCCUUCCCCUGAUUAUGAAGUGGGAGUGGGGAACAACCAGGAACUUCCUCUACCAACACAAAGAUGCUCCACCUUGCCUUGGCGCCAAAGAAAUAAUCCACCUGGUCGAUGCCGGGCUGCUGAUCAAUGUUGCCUACCCUCCUUUUCUGGGAGAGAAGAGAGACAUUGACCUCAUUAUUGUACUGGAGUACAGCGCUGGAAACAUGUUUGAGAUGCAAAGGAGGUCGAUGCAAAGAUGGAGGAGUUCUCCACUUUCCAGCCUCCUUUCAGUGAGGCCAAGAUCAAGAUUAUGUUGGAGACGGCGGAAGCUAACAUGAAGAACAACAAGGAACUUCUGCUGAGGGAGAUAAACAAGGCCGUUCUCCGCCGACAGAACAAGAGGAAGUCUGUGCUGAACAAUCCUUAAUCAUAAAUGAUUAUGACUCAGUCUCUGACUUCAUCUACAUAAAGAGUUGGAGGAGAAGAAGCUCUCAGACAGACACAGGAGGCAGAAGAAGCACUAACCGCACCAACAUGAGCAAUACAGAAUCAUGUAAUGCAUGCAUGUAAUGAUGUCUGCUAAGAUGGCUGACACUAAAUAAAUGUUGGUUGCAUGUGUGAAA
Molecule: messenger RNA, 1828 nt
Organism: Hippoglossus stenolepis (Pacific halibut)
Lineage: Eukaryota; Metazoa; Chordata; Actinopteri; Pleuronectiformes; Pleuronectidae
Product: cytosolic phospholipase A2 gamma-like
Exons: 14
Coding region: 371-1543 (390 amino acids)
Biological process (GO): glycerophospholipid catabolic process
Cellular component (GO): nuclear envelope; cytosol; nucleoplasm
Molecular function (GO): calcium-dependent phospholipid binding; calcium ion binding
Source: RefSeq, a predicted model, not a curated record